Molecule: messenger RNA, 1284 nt
Organism: Lactuca sativa (garden lettuce)
Lineage: Eukaryota; Viridiplantae; Streptophyta; Magnoliopsida; Asterales; Asteraceae
Gene: PSB29
Product: photosystem II reaction center PSB29 protein
Biological process (GO): photosystem II assembly; thylakoid membrane organization; protein import into chloroplast thylakoid membrane
Cellular component (GO): chloroplast thylakoid
Source: RefSeq, a predicted model, not a curated record
GAUAAGCCUUACAUUUUCGACCUCACUUGAGCCCUUUGCCCUUUCCAAUUUCCCCCAAUUUCAACUUCUCUCCACUCUCUCUCUGCUAAUUCUAGUUUUGAAUGGAUUCCCUUUUCAAUUUAUGACCUAAUUUCAUCUGGGCAUCAUUCAAAUUUCGUAAUCCCAUCCUGCAUUUUUCUUAAUAAUGGCGGCUAUUGCUUCAAUUUCUUUCCACGGAGUCACUCAAUCAUCAUCCGAAAGAAAAAUCUGUCUCCCAUCUCCAUCUCCAUCUCGCUCCUCUCUUUCAAAUUUCGAUUCGAUUAGGGUUCGUACAACCUUCUCAUUUCGUUCCAUAAGCGUUCGUCCUUCGAAAUCGAGUUCUCGCUUUGCAGUUCACUGCAUGUCUACAGGAUCAGAAGCACCACCAGUUUCCGAGACAAAAUUAAAAUUCCUCAAAGCUUACAAACGCCCAAUUCCAAGCAUCUACAACAGUGUGCUACAAGAACUAAUUGUACAACAACAUCUAAUGCGAUACAAAAAGACCUAUAGAUAUGAUCCAGUAUUCGCUUUAGGCUUUGUUACUGUUUACGAUCAACUCAUGGAAGGAUACCCAAGUGACGAAGAUCGGGAGGCCAUCUUCCAAUCCUACAUCAAUGCCCUAAACGAAGACCCACAACAAUACAGGGCUGAUGCAGAGAGAUUGGAAACGUGGGCCCGUGCCCAAAACUCCAGUUCAUUGGUUGAUUUUUCAUCAAAAUCAGGAGAAAUUGAGGACUUGUUGAAGGAUAUUGCAGAAAGAGCAGGGGGUAAUGGAAGUUUCAGCUACAGUCGAUUCUUUGCUGUUGGUUUAUUUCGCCUUCUUGAAUUAGCAAAUGCAACAGACCCCACUGUUUUAGAAAAGCUUUGUGCAGCACUUAAUAUCAACAAAAGAAGUGUUGAUAGGGAUCUUGAUGUAUACCGUAAUCUCCUCUCAAAGCUUGUUCAAGCGAAAGAGCUUCUAAAAGAAUAUGUUGCGAGGGAGAAGAAGAAGCAAGCAGAAAGAGCGGAACCUCAAAAGGCUAAUGAAGCGGUUAAAAGUUUCUUAGCAGAAAAUUACGACACCAGAAAGUAGCGCAUAUAAUAAUCGAGCUAUAAUAUUUCCCUUUUUGAUCCUUGUUAUACCGUUAUUUGAUGUUUCUUGUUAUAUUGUGAGAGAUGAUAUAAGCAAUCAUUAUACAAAUUCUAACAAAAAAAUAUGCAAUGUGUAUGUUGAUUUGUAUAACUACUUUUGAGAAUUCGUGCAAUGAUUGUUCACCUUCUUAUUCA